AUGCACACAGGAGAGCCACUUUUUGCUGGGUCAUCGGAGUUGGAUCAAAUGAUGAAGAUUGUCGAAGUGCUAGGAAUGCCACCGAAGGAGCUAUUAGACAUUGGCCCGAAGACCCAUAAGUACUUUGGAAAAACUGAAGACGGAGUCUAUUACUGUAAGACUACCCGUGACUGCUUUAACAAGUGUUAUCGUGGACCAGGACACAGGAAACUACAUGACAUUCUUGGUGUCACCUCUGGUGGCCCGAGCGGACGUCGCGCAGGGGAAUCUGGUCAUUCUGUCGAGGAGUACAGCAAAUUUAAGAUCCCACGUAUUGCCAUAGGCUCUUGA
Molecule: messenger RNA, 330 nt
Organism: Haemonchus placei
Lineage: Eukaryota; Metazoa; Nematoda; Chromadorea; Rhabditida; Trichostrongylidae
Source: the annotation of a GenBank genome assembly